AUGUAUAGCUUUGGUUAAUAAGACAACAGAAUCACAGGCAGCAUUUAAGAUUUAAAAGCCAUGAGUCUGGUGGACAUUGAAAUCACGAAGGUGAAGUCUCCUGCUUUAUUUUAUGCCAAAGUGGUGAAAGACUUGACAGAAUCAUCAAAUGAUUUGGCAUUCCAACAGCUGGAAAAGUAUAUUAAUGACUUUUUCAACAGUGAGAGCCUUUAUCUGCCAAGUUACAUACCCAAUGAGGGAGAAAUUUGUAUUGGAAGGCGCGUGUCGGAUCGCCGAUGGUGCCGAGUUGAGGUAAAAGGCGUGCUUUCUAGGAGAUGUGGACCAGAAGGAAGAUGCUACUUCCUAGACUAUGGUGUUUCAGAUUACAUACCACUCAAGUGGUUCCGAAAGGCCUCUGAUGACUUCCUACAAGUCCCAUUCCUGGUGAAGAAGUUCUGUCUGUAUGGCGUGAAACCUUUAACACUUCAUGUGGAAACUGAGGACCUCACCUUCAAAGAAGUGGUGACGGAUACCUGGGAUACUGCAGCAGUGAAAUUAAUGAAUCAAGUGGUCACAGAGAGCCAGAGUACAAAGGCACGCAUCAGACAUGUGGACCAGGACAAUGUUCACCAUGUUGAUCUCUACUUUUUCUCCAAAAAACACAACAUCUGGCUGAAUGAUGAGUUUGUCGCGCUCAAUUAUGCCACCUGGUUCAAUCCAGAUGAACAUCAAGCAGAUUCUGGGGAAGCUGUCAUCCAGAAGCUGAUCAAGCACACAAAGACAUUGGAGAGAAGUCUCACAGCUGACGGGAGGAGAAGGAAACAUAUUUCUGGUAGCUGCAGCGAUACCGAGGGUGGCAGGAUACCUUUUUUCUCUCCUGUAAAACAUUCCCUCAAUACCACUGUACCAGUGGUAGGGAGGAUGAAGCGUCGAGGAAUUCAUAACUCAAUGGCUGAUGAAAUAACACACAGCAUUUCAGACUUGUUGCCUCAGAAUUCUUCUGGCGAUGGUGCAGGUGAUGACAGUCCUCUGAAAAAGAACCCAAAAUAUACCGAUCAAAAAAGGAAGCCUAUUACUCUUGCAGAAUACAAAGAGCGUCGGCGGCUGUGUGACACUGCAGCAUGUAGUGAUUCAGAAAUGAUCUAUAGGUCAUCGCCAUUACAAAAGAAAUCCACAACCAGAAUUCAAACAUUGAAUUCUGCAGAUAUAAUUAAGUCAUCUGAGAUCCCAAUGUCGCCCAUUUGUUAUCCUUCCUCACAGAUGAGUACUGACAGACAAAGCACAUCACCAACUUCAUCCACUUCUUCUCUGUCUUCACUUGUUGUGCCAAAAUCUGCUAUGUUAGGUAAGCUUCUAAGUGCACUGUCGCCUGAAAAGAAGGAAUCUACGACUGCCACCAAAGAAAUGGAACCUGCUGAAAUUGACAGUACUAGUAAGUCAACUAUAAAGAAAUUACUCCACAGUGAUCUAGGCCUUCCACUGACACGGGCACGUCUUCCAAAAUCAGUCAUGAGAUCAUCAACGUCGGAGAGUGAACCUGAUAGUCCCAGAGUACAGGUCUCCAAGCAAAUAUCCACAUCCUCAGGUAAAAACAGCAGCUCAUCCUCAGAAGAUGAUAAACUUGUUGGUGAUCUGAAGAAGUCUAUCCUGAAGAAGCCAUCAACAUCUGUAUUGCUGAAUGAGAAACCUUCUGUUAGAUUCAGGGACAGUGAAGCUAUAGCUGAAACUCAUGCAAAGAAAACACAAAUGUUGGGCCGCCUCACGGGUAAAAGUGCAGGCCAAAGGCUAUUGGACAAACUUUGUAUCGGAGGGGGAACACAAUCUUUGGGGAAAAAGCCAGUGGAAAUGCCUAAUUUGAAUGAUGAUGGCGUGUUGGUACACAGCGAAGACUCCCUCAAGCCAAUCUACAAGAUUCAGGAUACACCACUAGAUCCCAUCAUCAGAGAGGGCCUCGAUAAUUACGGCAUAGAAGCACCAAAGUUCAUACAGUGUUACUCUUGGCCGGCUCUUCUAAGAGGGCGUAAUAUUGUGGGCAUAUCGCCCAGUGAGUCAGGAAAAACUUUUGCCUACCUUGCCCCACUCCUAACGGAUCUACUCAAGCCAACCAACUACAAGGACAUUCCUACUGGCAACGGGCCAUAUGCCAUUAUAAUGGUGCCUUUCUGGAAGAGUGCCCAGAUGGUGUAUGAUGUAACCAAGACACUUCUGUGUGGCAAUAACUCUUUCCGUGUUCUAGUCACCUAUGGAGGAGGAAAUGAAGAGAGUCAAGUGGUACCAUUGAUCAAUGGCUGUGAACUAUUAAUUACUACGCCACGUAGCUUGUCCCGACUACUACAGCAGAAAUACACACAUCUGGAACGCCUCUGUCAUAUUGUGAUAGAUGAUGCUGAGAUCGUUUUGGAGGAGUUUAGAGAGGAGAUUCAGGACUUAAUGAUCAACUAUGCACGGGUGGUUGAGGAGCAUGUGGAACGCUCUGCACCACGUGAGGUGCUGGUGUUCAGUUCACGCUGGUGUAAUAUGGUCAACUCCUUCAUUGAUGCCUUCAUGCCUGACCCUACCCUCAUCAUCACCUCACGCUUUGAGGCUGCCAUAUAUGGCCGUGUCAAACAAAUUCCGCUGCUUUGGAGAACUGAUCAGCUGAUGCCACAGUUUCUUGAGCUGGUCAGCUCCCUGGCUCGAGACAACUGCAAGCUGAUCAUCUUCUGCAGUAAUGUCAACACUACUCUUCACAUCCAUAAGAUGCUGAAAAGUCGCUCCUUGUACUCUUUACUAUCUCAUGACAAAAUGGAUACACUGAUGCUGGAGCAGAUAGGAGGAGAGUGGGCAGGGCCCAUAGACAAGGGAAAGAUCCUUAUUUGUACGGAUGAGAGUGUGGAGGAACUGAAACUUGUGGAUGCCACUGCCAUCAUCCACUAUGACCUGCCUUCCUCAAAGACAAAGUUUGGAAAUAGACUCUCAACUAUGAGCAAGUACUACUACAACUCCUCUAUCAAAGAAAAGGUUGGAGAUAUAGAGCCAACAUCUUACAUCCUUAUCACAGAGGAAAGUGGUCGCCAGGUGGAAACUAUCUUACAGCUGCUCAAGAGGACUAAAAGCAAAAUUCCUCGUAAUCUGCACUCUAUGGUCAUGGGUAUAAACCAGCAAAAAAACUGUGAUGGGGAAAAGGAGUUGUGUGUGGCCUUAAAAGCCUAUGGUUCAUGCAGGUACCAGAACAAGUGUACAGCUCGACAUGCCCUAGUACCAGACGUGGAUUGUAAAGCUUCUCAACAAGCAUUCAAUAGUGGAGAGGUGAAGGUACUGGUAACCCAUGUGGUAGAUGCUAGUCACUAUUUUGUGAGAGUGUUAGAACACAAACCACCGACAGGAGACAAAGUGGAUAUGUCAACAACUAUGUUGGAGCUCACGUUAAAAAUGGCUGAGUGGUUUGGGGACCUCCACAACAGAUCCAAAUACAGUAACUUGUGUUUGGGGGAGAUGUGUGCUGUUUCGGAGGAUGAGGAAACCUAUCACAGGGUGAAGGUUUGUGAUAUCACAGGUAUAAACUCACCAGGUGAUCGCAUCAAGGCAGAGGUGAAGUUUGUUGAUGAUGGCAGAAAGAGUUUUGUGUCGCUCAAUAAAAUGUACAAUCUACCUCCACACCUCAGGGAUGCCCCAUACCAGGCUUUGGAAGUUUUUAUCUGCCGAGUACAGCCAGUUGAUCUGGAUGAAAACUGGACGAGCAAGGCGAGUAUGUUUGUUUAUGAUCUUCUGGAACAGAAGACUAUGGAUGGAAGGAUUGUACUCAGAAUUGGCAAUACUCUGUGGCUGGACCCCCUGGUGGAAAGGAUCUACCUCAAUGAUCUCCAUGCUUACUGUACCAACCUGUAUGUACGUUCAGAACUCUUGAAAAAUGGAUUUGCUGUAGACAAUCCCAACCAUUUACAGCUAUUGUACGACCUCUGUAAGGGACAGAUAGAGGUCCCAAAACUCAACCAACAUUCUGACAGGUCUGAGAAGAAGACAGAAGUGGACAUUUUACCCGAGUCUAAGGAAUUCCAUGAUGUCCACCUAUCUGCUAUCAUGUCUCCAACAUUGAUGUAUCUCCAGAGGAGCGAAAGCAGCAAACUAUUGGAGAAGAUGAAUGAUGAAAUAAACGAAAGAAUGAAGAAUGUUGAACCUACAGUAAUGAAGUUGACCAGUUUGAAGACAGGGUCUGUGUGUCUGGCUAAGUUUGGGGAGGACAAUAUGUGGUACAGAGUGCGUAUAUUGAAGGAAUUAGAUGACAACAUGGUUAAAGUGCUUCAUGUAGACUUUGGGGAUCAGGAAGAAGUAUCCAGGGACAACCUGCAGAAAAUCCCUCAGGAGUUCCUUGAGCUUCCCUUCCAGGCCAUUGAGGCUGGACUGUCCCAUAUUGUACCACGUGAGGAGAGGUGGGAAAAGUCAGCUGAAGACCUGAUCUGGGACCUAGCUCACUACGUCACCAGUGAGAUGAAAGUUCUUACUGCUAAGGUGGUCACCAAACAGCAAGCAAUGUAUUCUGGUAUCCACAAGUACUUUGUGGAGUUGUAUGAUACUUCUACAUAUUUUGAUGUCAACCUGGCUCUGGAGUUAGUGUGGUCUGGGUAUGCCACUCCUACAGAGGACUCCACCUACCAUGAUCUGUUUUCACCACCCCAAGACAAGCAAUUCUUCACAAUUCCAAUCCUGAAGCUGCUGGACCUGUGUAGCCAGAUCUAUUGGGGCAAGGGAGAUUGCAAAGCUGUAACAGCAAGCAAAGAGAUCCUGAAAAUGGUCACAUCGUGUGCUAAAAGUAAGCCUCUCAACCUGGUAGCCUAUGGUGGUCUGAAGGCAAUUAUAAAGCUGAUAGGCAGGGUUGGGUUUGAGGACAUUCACAGGUGUCUGUUGGACAGUCUUGUCACAGCGGCAUCCAAGCAUGACAGAAUAUGUGAAGAAAUAGUGGAACAAGAUGGAGGUGUUGGCCUGGUAAACAGCCUAGAACAGACCAACAGGCAUUGGUUGCAAGAACAGGUCCUGAUUGCAAUGGAAAAGUUUCUGGAUAUCAGCAUCAGAUUUCUGCCCUGUUUUGAGGAGGGGAGAGUAGUGAGGACUUUGUGUGAGCUGCUGGACUCCACAGAAGAGUCUAAGGUACAGAUGGCUACGUGUCGCACCCUGAGGAAAAUGUGUCGGCUGUCUGAAGCGGUGUUAUUGAUGACCUUUGACAACAAGAUCUGCUCAAGACUGAUAAACUGUUUCGAAGAUGGAGAAAAAGAGGUUGACCCAGAUGUUGCUAUGGCAGCCAUGGAGCUCUUGGAUACUCUAGUGGAAAAGAAUGAGAAGAACGAGGAUUCUUUAACUAAACCCAAGCUGGUAAAGUGUGUGGUGAACACCCUCCGACAAACCGAGGAGGAGAAGUUUAUGCUGUGUGGUUUAAGAUACUGUAACUAUUAUGGAAAACUGAACCGGAGAAACAAGACAGUUCUUCUACAGUUGGAAUUAGUACCUAUCCUAGACAGAUUACUGAGCCUACCUCACCUGAACUCAGUCAUCCAUGACAUGUGCUUGGAGCAGAAGACUAGUCUUGUGGUCAAUGUCCAGUCCUCACAGACUAUUAAGAACACACCGAUAAGUCAGUCUAAAGCCUCAAAUGACCACAUAGACAGCAUCCUGCCACAAGUGCUGUGGUCGGAGAAUAUCUUUACUGUCCGACUCAGCAUUAAAGUAGUGGGCGUGAACCUGAAGUCUGAUCCUGUACAAAUCACGGAGAAUUCGGUCACCUUCAGGGCAUUGGUGGAUGGUAAGGUUUACUCAGUGGAGUACAUCCUAUACGACUCCAUCCUACCAGCCCGCAGUCAGGUGAAGAUUAGCUCUGGUGAAGUGACUAUCGUCCUACGCAAGAACCAGAAGGGGCGCUGGCCUCGGCUCAUCAAACUCAAAGCCAAGCCUGCCAAUCUGUUGUAUGACUUUGACCGGUAUGAGGACAGCUCAUCAGCUGAAGACGAAGACUGUGAUGAGGAUGGGGCAGGUCCAACCAGGAAAAGUAAGAAAAUACGACUGCCAACAGGGAUCUCCGCGGAAAAGAAACAGGAGAUAAUGGAACGUCAUCGCCUGGAACAGAGCUGCUCGACACAAUCAAGUGAUGAAAAUGAGGGGAUCAUUAGGAAUGAUGAUCGUGAUCCAUAUGAUAUCUUUGAUGUUGGGCAUUAGACAUGAAUUUCUGUAGCUUGGAAGUUGAGUUUUUGUCCUAUUAAAAAACCUUCGAAUGAAAUACAAAAUUCCUCAUGCAGUGUGUUUAAAUGGAGAAGGCGUAAUCUUUGCAAAACACUGCUAGAACCAACGAUUUCGUGACAGACAUAGAUAUUGACUCUCACAGACAGUUGUGUGGAUAAUACGGGGAUUGUUAAGAGUUAUCGAGAUAACCAUUGGACAAGAUGGUCAGAGUUGUUGAGACGACCGAGUUAUUUAGACAACCAUUGGACAAGAUGCUCAGAGUUAUUGAGACUACCGAGUUAUUGAGACGAUCAUUGGACAAGAUGGUCAGAGUUAUUGAGAUGACUAAUGUGAAAUGAUUUUAGUUCAUCAGAGAGUGAUGUGUGCCUUAUGACAUUGUUAUAAAUCUACAACACUAAAAGAAUUUUCUGCAAUGUGCGCCAGGAUUUUCCAGGAUCCACUGUGCUGGUCAUCAAGUAACAUUUUACCUUUUGUUUUCGUUAUCUUAUUUCCCUAAUUUGGAGUAAUUAGGAGGAAUUUUCCUAAUUUGGAGUAAUUAGGAGGAAUUUUCCUAAUUAGGAGGAAUUUCCCUAAUUUGGUGUAAUUAGGAGGAAUUUGAACAUCAAGACAGAAAGUCUUGGCAGAAGUCACAGUGACAUUAUUUUGACACUUUGUUGACUGAAAAAGUUCGUGUUCAAUUAAUUGUUUUAAUGUGCUUUAACAUGUUUGAUAAUAUGGGCAGCAAUAUAUCAUUAUGUCUGUUUUAUUCAUUGAAAGGACUUAAACAUGAAGUUUUAGAAAAUGACCUUCAUAAUAAUGUUUUGUUAUAAAAGAAAGAUUGCAAGGUUGAGAUAAAAGAAAUAAAGUUAUCUUCAUAGAUAUAUUUUUGUAGAAAGAAAGCAUUGGCAUAUAUAUAGAUUGAUACCAGUAUGUCAAUGCGGGAAUCACAGCAGAGAUUAUUCAGUAUUGAAGGAAUUGGUAUUGAAUGACCUUGACCUUGCUGUGUCAGUAUGGACCGAAAUAGAAUAUUAUUUUACCUAAACAUGUUGAAAUCUAUUUUCACAAACUAUGAAAUGAUUGAGCCCGAACCAUCAGAAAAUCAAACUGGAGGAACUUCACUUUUACCGUAAUUGAUGAUGGUAUAACCUUGAAAUAAUUAUAACGUUUCAUGAACAGUAAAAUAACCACAAAACUUUUAUGAAGACGUUGCAAAAUACAGGGUAUUGAGUUUAGUUUCAGGAAGGGUAAAAUGGAGUUUCAUGAACAAAGAUAAUGAUUUUUUUUUUUUUUUUGAGCUGGCACAUGUAUACCUGGUACAUAUGGCCUUUGAAAAUCAAGUUGUAUUGUAAAAAUACUCAUUGAAAUUCAUUUAAGAGUUGCUCAAGAUCCUGUUUAGUGGUAGAUAUACAAAAUAAAGAUAAAAAUGUAUAUGGAUGAGGUCAGAAAUCUCGGUUUUUAUUGCCAAGGGUGUAAACCCUUCAGGCUCUAUAUUUUACUCAUUGUUUUCAGUGUUAAUUCAACUUUUAGCCUUACGGUUCAUAAGCAUCCUAAAGACUACAUCAUACAAUUAUCUUUAAUAUGUAAUUACAAAUGAACUGAAGAUGAACAGCAUUAGUAUAAUUACAUAUAUUAAGAUCUAUACCAUAUUGAACUACUAGAGGUUAAUGAUGUAAUGACAACAUUUCUCAGCGGCAAUAUUGAAUGAAUGCUCAAUAAGAAUAAAUUUAUAAAUGAAUGGAGUAUACAAUAGUGUAGUCAGGGGAUAGGUGGCUAAAAUAGUGGUAGACCUGGAAACUGAUAUGAGUGAAAACACCUAAUGAUGCACUUUAUGGCAGUAAAAGCUUUAAAGCAAUGACAUUCAUAGCUCAUAUUGUACAGUUAUAACAUGAUAGUGUUAAAGACAACUAAAUGUCUGUCACUUCCUCGGAAACGGUGACCAGAAAAUAUCUGUUUAUCACAGAGAACAUCUCCAAACCAUUUAAAAAAGGAUAUGUUUUUUUUCAUUUUAAAGCAAAAGCUUUUUAACUUGCGUUGUCAGCUUUAAGUGAAUAUAGUAAGAUUGUAAUAAAGCAGAGGAAUACUUCUUUUGAGCUGUCAUUCUAACCACCUUAGAAGACUCCUCAAUGCCCUAAAAUUCUAGAUAGGGAAUUAACUGCUAUGCCAGACCAUGAUUCAAACUCUAAAGGUGUAAACUCUACACAAAAAUGCAAGCUCUUGGAUUAAGAUGGAUAAAGGCAAUCGAAUACUGCCCUUUUCUAUGACAAUAUCAUAGACAGGUAGGGGCCGCAGAUGGCUGAGUGGUUAAGGUGUCCUGACACGUUAACACUAGCCCUCCACCCCUGGGUUGCGAGUUCGAAACCUACGUGGGGGCAGUUGUCUGGUGUACUGACUGUAGGCUGGUGGUUUUCCUGGUACUCCUGCUUUCCUUCACCUCCAAAACCUGAUCAUCUUGACACAUCCUGAAAUGACCCUGACUGUAAAUAGGAUGAUAAAUAAACUAAACAUAGACAGGUAAGAACAAUCUCAAAAAGAAGACAGAUUUAGGAUUAUUUCAUGCUUAGUGGUAAGACUGAGUAUUUCACAGGGUUGACAUGUUCUUCAUCUCUCCUUGGGAGGUUUUUACAAAGUUUUCCAAUGGCAACAGCCGUUCUUGUAAAAUGAAGUACUUUUUGUCAGUAUUUCCCAUUGUUUCCUCUUGGAAUUGAACCCAGGACCCCUUGUUUACUAGUUCAAUGCUCUUCCAAAUAAACAAAAGAGACAUUCUCCAUAUCCAAAUUGGUAAGAGCCAGCUGUAAGUUUACCAUGAUGACAUAGGCUGAUCAGUAGUUUGAAUAUUGAGGCUGUCAUCCUUUUCCAGUAGUGAGUAAGAAUCUUGAGGUCAUGACCCAUUUCCAGUAGUGAGUCAGAAUCUUGAGGUCAUAACCCUUUUCCAGUAGUGCUACAGUUGCCAUAUUAAUAACAAAACUGUAUCACAAAACAAAGUUUUUAGAACCCUUCAAUUAUAACUGGUGCCAAAGGUAGGGAAAUUCAGAUGAUAAAAAGUCAGCUAAUUGGCCUAAAGCAAUAUAGGAGAUACAAUUACCCUACAAGAUCAUCAAUUUGACAAUUUUGAACAUGAAAUAAUUUUUGAAGAAAAAGAGAAAGUGUUUAUAAACUGAAUUGAGUCCAGUAUUUGAUGCAGAAGUUACAGCAAACCAUGGGGAUUAAAAUAUUCAACAGUUGAGUUAAGAAAAUCAAAAUUUGCCAAAGUAAAUGUAAAAAUAUAAAAACUUGAAUGUGGCCAUUACAGUUGACACUUCUAAAUUAAAACAACUAAUAAAUUAUAAUUUAGCAUAACAAAUCAAGCCAUUUUAUAAAGACAGGAGGAUAUAUAGAUACCAUGAUGGUAAGGUGCUCCCCCCUGGCAGUCUUGUCUUUUGUAAUAAUUGGUAAGUAGAACAAUAUUUUGUAGGUGUAUAAAGAAAAUAUUUUCAUUUCACCGCAUUAUAGCCAUCUCAAAGUGGUGCAAAUUAUUAUUUGUGGUGAUUGGGCCUUUAGUUACCAGCAGAUUUCGUUCUCAACUCCCUGAGGAGCAUACAGCCAGAGCUGCCAUUUUGGCACUAAAGGCUUUCAUACAUUAUUUCUUGCACUGCCCUACCACAUAGUUAUUUACAUCUGAGUUGACUAGAACACAACAGAGAAAAGUAUCUUGUUCAGGGAUACAAAACCACUGUUGUAGGGACUCGAACUAGCGAUCCUUUGGUCACAUUGCCCUUUAUCCUACCACUAGACCACCAUGCCUCUGUUUUAUUAAAAAUGCAUUGUAUCGAUCAAUUCAUACCGUAUUUUUGCUGUUGUUAUAUAUGUAUGUAUCAUUAAUCAUGCAUAUGAAACUUUGUGCUUGUUAAACUUAAGAAGGUUGUGUUUGUUAGAAUAAAAAAAAAAUAGAAUAAAAAGACUGUGAAUGAAUGAAAAAGGGGUGGGGGUUAUAUUUAACUUGAUGUUGAAAAGAGAAUCAUUUCAUUAUGCAAAAUUGAUUAUGAUGAUUAAAGAUGUGGUAGAAUAGGAAAGCUAAUAUUAUCAGUUUUCGAUCAUAUAAUCAGUAAAAAUUCCUCAUAUACUGAAAACUUGUGAAUAUUUAUCUCCUGAUAUAUUUCUUCAAUCUG
Molecule: messenger RNA, 10310 nt
Organism: Pecten maximus
Lineage: Eukaryota; Metazoa; Mollusca; Bivalvia; Pectinida; Pectinidae
Product: putative ATP-dependent RNA helicase TDRD12
Exons: 50
Coding region: 61-6162 (2033 amino acids)
Biological process (GO): germ-line stem cell division; transposable element silencing
Molecular function (GO): ATP binding; nucleic acid binding
Source: RefSeq, a predicted model, not a curated record